Molecule: messenger RNA, 1301 nt
Organism: Chaetura pelagica (chimney swift)
Lineage: Eukaryota; Metazoa; Chordata; Aves; Apodiformes; Apodidae
Gene: CHMP7
Product: charged multivesicular body protein 7
Exons: 9
Coding region: 61-1080 (339 amino acids)
Biological process (GO): late endosome to vacuole transport via multivesicular body sorting pathway; vesicle budding from membrane
Cellular component (GO): cytoplasmic side of plasma membrane; multivesicular body; ESCRT III complex
Source: RefSeq, a predicted model, not a curated record
GACCUGAUUCACUUCUGUCUCUUCUCUAGACGUGGAAAGCUGCAGAGGGAGUCAGACUUCAUGGCCAGUGUAGACAGCAGCUGGAUCUCCUGGGGUGUGGGAGUCUUCAUUCUGAAGCCCCUGAAGUGGACUCUCUCCAGUGUGCUGGGUGACAGUAAAAUACCUGAGGAAGAAGAAGUUCUGAUUUAUGUGGAGCUGCUUCAGGAGAAGGCAGAGGAAGUUUAUCGGCUCUAUCAGAACUCUGCACUUUCUUCUCACCCUGUUGUUGCCCUCUCAGAGCUGCGUUCCCUCUGUGCCAAUGUUUGUCCAGAUGAAAGGACCUUCUACUUGUUGCUGCUCCAGCUGCAGAAGGAAAAGAGGGUCACGAUCCUGGAACAGAAUGGAGAGAAGAUAGUGAAGUUUGCCCGAGGUCUUCAUGCCAAAGUCUCCCCAAUGAACGACGUUGACAUCGGCGUCUAUCAGUUGAUGCAGAGUGAGCAGCUGCUGUCCCAGAAGGUGGAGUCCCUUUCCCAGGAAGCAGAGAAAUGUAAAGAGGAUGCCAGGAGUGCUUGUAGAGCUGGAAAAAAGCAAUUGGCUCUGAGAUGUCUCAAGUCCAAGCGCAGGACGGAGCGGCGCAUCGCGGAGCUGCAUUCCAAGCUGGAUGCAGUGCAGGGCAUCCUGGACAGGAUCUACGCCUCCCAGACUGACCAGAUGGUAUUUCAUGCCUAUCAGGCUGGUAUGGGAGCCCUGAAACUGUCCAUGAAGGAUGUUACUGUGGAGAAGGCAGAGAACCUGGUGGAUCAGAUCCAAGAGCUUUGUGAUACUCAAGAUGAAGUAGCCCAGACUCUGGCUGGAGUGGGGAUCAAUGGUCUAGAGAUGGACACUGAGGAACUUGAGAAGGAGCUGGACAGUCUCCUCCAGGACUCAACUAAAGAGCCUGUAGAUCUGCCUCCUGUACCCCAGAAGGUGCUGAACCCACCCAUUUCUGAUGCUGAGCUUGAAGCUGAGUUGGAAAAGCUCUCUAUUUCUGAUGGAGAUUUGGCACAAAAAGCUCCCUCUGCUUCCUCUGAACCCAAAACAGCUCUGGGACUGAAUCUCUAAAGACCCAACAAUAUCCUGUUGCUGCAGUUUGAAGAGUUGUCUUAAGGUUCCUUAACUAAUGACUAGAACUUCUGGGGAGAGGGGCAACGCUCCCCUGUUCUUCAUGGAUAUCACUUUGCUCAGCAACAGGAUCUCCUGCCAUGACAAUCCACUCUGGAACUGGCCCCAGCUGGUGUUUGUCAUCUCUGUGCCAACAUCUGCACUGGUCUCAAUUUGACUUG